Molecule: messenger RNA, 2245 nt
Organism: Musca domestica (house fly)
Lineage: Eukaryota; Metazoa; Arthropoda; Insecta; Diptera; Muscidae
Gene: Npl4
Product: nuclear protein localization protein 4 homolog
Exons: 9
Coding region: 325-2238 (637 amino acids)
Biological process (GO): ubiquitin-dependent protein catabolic process
Cellular component (GO): nucleus
Molecular function (GO): ubiquitin binding; ubiquitin protein ligase binding
Source: RefSeq, a predicted model, not a curated record
GACAGCUAGAGACAUCAAAGUGAAUUUGCGAUUUUUUUUCUGUCUAGGUGUUCGAUUGUUUUUGGAUUUGGUUUUUUUGUUCUUUGCAAGGAUUUGUGGAUUUAAACAAAAAAACACAUCCAAACGUAAUCAAUUUUGUUUAAUUAAACAACAACAGCGAGACACUUGUUGACGAGUGCCGUCGUUUGACUCUCUGAGAAACAAAAGAAUUGUUAAAUAUCCUGAAAACAAGGCGAAACUGAGCAGAGCACCAGCAGCAGCAGAGUAUAUUUUGCAUGAAAGUGUUUGGAAGUGAAGUGGAGAGUGAUUGCGGCCGCAGCAGACAUGUCGAAACCUGGUCAAAAUAUUUUGGUACGUGUGCAAUCUCCGGAAGGCAUUAAACGCAUUGAAAUCUCACCCAAGGCAAAUCUAAAGGAUCUUUUCGAGUCGGUGCAAAAAGCCCUUAAAGUAGAUGGAUUCGGUUUGUUUAAGGAGAGGAAUCUCACCAAGGAGAUCUAUUCACAUACGUCACAAGAGGUGGGAAGUGUGCUGAAACAUGGCGAUAUGAUAUAUUUGAAACAAAUGGCCGGUACUUCUUCAAGGCGUACCAGCACCACAGCAAUUGAUAACUUCACCAGUGCAAAAGCCAUUACCAACUCUGCAACAACAACAAACAGCAGUGAUUUUAAACCCUCAGCCGCUGUCAAAGAGGAUGAGGUUGACAUCUUGCUGGCCAAGGAGGAUGGGCUAAUAAAACGUGAAAGAGAUAGCAAAUUGUGUCGACAUGCCGCCAAUGGCUGCUGUGUUCACUGCUCACCCCUGGAGCCGUACAAUGAAAACUAUCUAAAGGAACAGAAAAUCAAACAUCUCUCCUUCAAUUCGUACAUACGCAAGCAGACAUCGGGCAUUGAUCGUGGCAAGUAUAUGGUCUUCGAGGAUAUCAAUUGUCGCAUUAAACCCGGCUGCCGUGAACAUCCACCAUGGCCCAGGGGUAUCUGUUCGAAAUGCCAGCCAUCGGCUAUAACAUUAAAUCGUCAAAUCUAUCGUCACGUUGACAAUGUGAUGUUUGAGAAUACAACCAUUGUGGAGAGGUUUCUCAACUAUUGGCGCACCACGGGACACCAAAGAAUGGGUUUCCUCUAUGGCACCUACGAGGUUAAUACGGAUGUGCCGUUGGGCAUACGUGCCAAGGUGGCGGCAAUCUAUGAACCGCCGCAGGAGUCGAGUCGGGAUUCCAUUAGGUUGCUGAACGACGAAAAUGCCGAAGAUGUUGAGGAGGUGGCCAAGGCAUUGGGCUUGAAAAAGGUUGGUUGGAUUUUCACCGAUCUCAUUACCGAUGAUCCCGCCGCUGGCACGGUCAAACAUAUACGUGGCAUUGAGACACAUUUCCUAACCGCUCAGGAAUGUAUUAUGGCUGGCGAACUACAAAAUCGCCAUCCAAAUCCAUGCAAAUACGCCUCGAACGGUGUAUUUGGUUCGAAAUUUGUGACAGUUUGUGUGACAGGUGACAACACCAAACAGGUGCACAUGGAGGGCUAUGCUGUAUCGGCUCAAUGUAUGGCAUUGGUGCGUGACAAUUGUCUAUUGCCCACUAAAGAUGCACCCGAAUUAGGUUAUGUACGCGAAUCGACUGAUAAACAAUAUGUUCCCGAUGUUUACUACAAGGAAAAAGAUCAAUAUGGCAAUGAAGUGCAACGUUUGGCCCGUCCACUGCCGGUGGAAUAUCUGCUGGUCGAUGUGCCGGCCUCGACGCCAUUGCAGCCGCAGUUUACGUUCUCAAAAUAUGACAAACGUCAACCAUUCCCCGUGGAAAAUCGUUACUUGGAUGGCCACCUACAAGACUUCAAUGCCCUGAGCGCCUAUCUCUCACAGUGGGAUGAUGAGGACUUUCUCGAGGCCAUAUCUGAUUUUCAUCUUCUCGUUUAUUUGUAUAAAAUGGAUAUGUUGCCCAUGCGCCAGCAUAUGAUGCCGCUGCUGGAGGCGGUGCGCAAUAAGAAUCCCAAUAUGGCCUAUGCCUUUAAAAAGGAAGAGGUGUGGAAAUUAUUGGAAUCGCUGAUACAGGCCAGCUCAAGUGGUAGUGGGGGCACCACAAGUUAUCCUUCCGCAUCCUCAACAAAUCGCACCGGUGCCGGUGGUGGCUCCUCAUCCAAUGCCAUGGAAAGUUCCGGCAUUGAUGGCAACACCUGGACCUGUAACCACUGCACGUUUAUCAAUCGCAGCGAAUUGUCAUCCUGUGAAAUUUGCUCUCUGCCCAGAUAGAUUUCCC